AUCACGGGUAUACCUCGGUCUUAAUCCUCCUCCUGUUCAGCUGACCCACAAGCACGGUUCGGCCCACGGCCUAUAAGCUAUCGCGAAGAUUGGCUCAUAGUCAAGACAUAAAUACAGUGAGAGGGGUCUUCGCUACGCUCAUCCUCCCUGCAAGUGUCUCCUAUAGUGUGCUGAUAACUGAGCAUGCCUAGUGUGACCGCGACUUCGAGACCAGUCAACGAGGGAUGGAAAUUCACUCAUGUUGGCGGCGGAGAGGUGGUCAAGAAGGAUGAGUGGAUCUCUGUGAAGAAAUUCCCGACUACUGUUCACGUCGAGCUAUUGGAAGAGAAGAGGAUCCCUGAUCCCUUUAUCGGACUAAAUGAAUGGGACGUGCAAUGGAUCGGCGAGGCAGAGUGGAGUUUCAAGACUGAGUUCUCUGUCGCCGAUGAAGAAGCAUCCGCUUCGAACGCCGAUUUGGUAUUUGACGGAUUGGAUACUUUCGCGACUGUCUUGCUAAACGGAAAGGAAAUACUACAGGCGAACAACCAGUUCGUGGCUCAUCGAGUUCCGGUGAAAGAUACGUUGAAAUCCGGAACGAAUGAACUGGUCAUCAACUUUGCCAGUGCGUUCCGUCAGGGUCGAGAGAUCGAGAAGCAACAUGAGAAGCUGCAUCUCUGGAAUGGUGACUCUAGUCGAUUGCACGUCCGAAAGGCUCAGUACAAUUAUGGUUGGGAUUGGGGACCCGUCCUCAUGACAGUUGGCCCAUGGAAACCUAUCUACCUCGAAACGUACAACGCUCGGAUUUCUGACAUCGAUAUUCGCAUCGACAUCCCCGGAAACCUCACUGCUCACGUUGAUGUCCAAUUCACUCUUGAUCCCCCAACAAAGGCUAAAGCAUCUGUGACUAUCAAGAAACCAAAUGGAAAUGUACUUAUCGGAGGAACCAAUAUCCCCGUGACUGAUUCUGGUGUCGCGAAGUUCAAACUAUCCCGGGGUGUAUAUGAUGCUUGGUACCCCGUUGGCUAUGGCGGGCAGCCUAUACAUGCCGUAGAGAUCGAAAUUGCGGAUGAGCAACAAAACGUACUGGAUAGCAAGUCUCAGAAGAUUGCUUUCCGUCGAGCAAGGGUUGUUCAGGACGAGUUGAUUGAUCAAGAAGGACGAACGUUCCUGUUCGAGAUUAAUAACGUCAGAAUCUUCUGUGGAGGAUCAAACUGGAUUCCUGCCGACUCGUUCCUUACCACAAUGACUCCAGAUCGAUACCGCGCCUGGUUACGACUGCUUGUGAAUGGUAAUCAGAACAUGAUUCGUGUAUGGGGUGGUGGGGUCUACGAAGCAGACGCCUUCUACGACAUCUGCGACGAACUUGGGAUCUUGGUUUGGCAAGACUUCAUGUUUGGGUGUGGACAAUAUCCCGCCUAUGAUUCCUUCCUCAAGUCGGUCGAGAUCGAAGCAGAACAGAACGUGAAACGGCUAAGACACCACCCGUCAGUUGUCAUACUUGACUACCAGGUAGCCGAAUCCUACAAGCUCGACCUGGACUACAGCGACGAAACAUCAGACUUCCGCAAGACGAACUUCCCGGCCCGUCACAUUUACGAGCGACUUCUGCCAUCAGUCGUCGAGAAGUUCAGCAAUAUUCAUUACCACCGAAGCUCGCCGUACAGUGGUUUCGGCAAGCCGACGACUGACAAGACAUACGGCGAUCUUCAUCAGUGGAAUGUUUGGCACGGGUCACAAGAACCAUGGCACAACUGGGAUAUUCUUGCCGGACGCUUCGUCUCCGAAUUUGGCAUGGAGGGAUAUCCCAACAUUCGGACCGUUGAUUACUGGCUUGGUGGAAACAAAGAGGAGCGCUAUCCACAGUCGAGGACGAUGAAUAAUCAUAACAAGGCCGAUGGCUUCGAGAGGCGUUUGGAGGUGACUUCCGUGCCUGCUGCUUUGACACGAAACUUUCGAUUGACGCUUCCAAAUCGUCGUAGUUAUACCUGGUGGAGAACUUCAAGCACUCGUUCGAAAUUGAGAGCUACGUUUAUUACACGCAAAUCAUGCAAGCCGAGACGUUGGCUUCUGCUUACCGUUUGUGGCGACGGAACUGGAAAGGCAAGGGCAGGGAGUAUACAGCAGGUGCACUCGUAUGGCAGAUCAACGAUUGCUGGCCGGUGACGUCUUGGGCCAUCGUGGAUUAUUUCUUGCGUCCCAAGCCGGCUUAUUUCACUAUCAAGCGCGAGUUGAAGCCAUUCACGGUUGGGAUGACCCGGAAGGAGAAGAAAACGUUCCCAGAUGAAUUAUCUGCUGCGGUUUUCACUAUCGAGACUGUUCUCGAAGUGUGGGGUACCAACAGCACAUUGUCAGAGAAGCAAGCGACACUGGAAGUGACUUCCUUCGAUCUUCAUUCGGACUGGACGGACACGUGGACAAAGAACAUCGUACUGGCCCCGAAUUCUUCUACCGAGCUGUUCAAAGGCGAUCUCCCGGGACAACCCAAGAGAACCAAGUUGAGUGAAAUCCCAAAGACGAUCAUCGUUUCCGCUCGUCUCUUGGACAAAUCCGGUAAAGUUCUCGGACGGUACUCAAAUUGGCCUGAGCCAUUCAAAUACAUCACUUUCCCAGAUGUGAAAGAGCUUGGAUUGAAAGCACAGAUAGGAUCCAACGGUGAAUCUGUCCAGCUUUCAACAGCAAAGCCGAUCAAAGGGAUCAUUUUGGACGUCGAGGGAGAAGAGGACGUUGUAUGGGGUGAUCAGGCUAUUGAUUUAGUCCCUGGUGACCCGCAGGUGAUCACGACUGUAGGCUUGAAAGGUAGGGAAGUGAAGGUGCGGUUCCUAGGUGAUGGAACUGCGUGAGAAGAUUUGCUUGUGGCCUGUGGGUAUUAUGUGUCGUGUGCCGUGUUUUGUCGUCGAGAUUGGCGAGACUCGGUUUCGGGAGCCCGCUGUUUUCUUGUUCGCUCAGUAGUAUUGCAAUUGAGACGCUGAAUAUUUACGAGACAGUGGCACCAUGAUAUAGGGGUUGAAAAUUGAUUUUGGUGUCUCGGGAGAACAUCACAAUUUGUGCAGUCUGGUCAAAGUCUAAAUGCAAGGUUUGGUCCUCGUAGUUCGUUCGAGCC
Molecule: messenger RNA, 3079 nt
Organism: Somion occarium
Lineage: Eukaryota; Fungi; Basidiomycota; Agaricomycetes; Polyporales; Cerrenaceae
Source: the annotation of a GenBank genome assembly